AGCGGCCGCCGGGGAGCGGGGGCAGCAUGUUAGGGUGCGCGCUACUUAAGGUCCAGCUGCGAGAGCUAUUGACGUGUUUGGAGCUGGAGACUGUCGGGUCCCUGGCGGAGCGGCACCUCGAGGUGAGUGAUCCCGCCACCCUCCUUCUGUGCCGCCUGCAGGGAAGGGGGAAUCGAGGGCUGCACCUGAGCCGCCACGGGGCCCAAAUACACUUCCGCGCGAAGCUGCUUCCACCAGGCCUCGCCGCGGCGCGGGCCCCUUCCCCUCGCUUCUCCUCCCCGCGAUGCGGGUCUCUUCGGGCCAGGGACGAGGAAGGUGACCCGUGCCCGGGCCACCCCAGACGUUUCUCCAGCCUCCUUCCCAGCCUUUGAAGCGUGAUCGCCUGCACCUACACCCAGUUUCCUGCGUUGUCCUCGCCCCCUGCCCCUCGGCACCAUCGAAGGUGGAAGCAAGGUGUGUUCACCUGUGCCCGCCGUCCACGGUUUGACGGACGGGCUGCAUCGCGGAAGGCAGCGAGGUCUCGGGCUUGCAUCCCUCCGGCUUCUCCAUUCGAUUGCCCGCCUCCCCCCGUAAGAAGACUGUUAGGAUGCCAAUGGUAGCACGAAGACUGAGAGAUCCUGACAUAAAUCCUUGCUUGUUGGAAUCUGAUGCUUCUACCAGAUGUAUGGAUGAAAAUAACUAUGACAGGGAAAUGUGUUCCAAUUACUUCUUGAAGUACAAAAACUGCCGAAAGUUCUGGAAUUCUGUCAUGGUGCAGAGAAGACAGAAUGGAGUGAAGCCACCUAUGCCAACAGCAGCAGAAAGAAAUGAAAUCUUGGGAGCAAUGGGAAAGAUGCCCUAUUGAAUGUUUGCAUUAAAAUGAUUUAACUCAAAAGGAGAUAAAUAUUUUUAAUAAA
Myotis brandtii (Brandt's bat) is the source of this 896-nucleotide messenger RNA. It is a transcript of the gene CHCHD7, whose product is annotated as coiled-coil-helix-coiled-coil-helix domain containing 7. Lineage: Eukaryota; Metazoa; Chordata; Mammalia; Chiroptera; Vespertilionidae. The record is from RefSeq and is a predicted model, not a curated record. The coding region runs from base 587 to 844 and encodes 85 amino acids. The transcript is spliced from 4 exons.